AUGUCAAAUCUUUCUAAACUUGAAUUUGUAGCCCUGGAUAUAUCGGGCAAAAGCUACAUGUCUUGGGUGCUUGAUGCUGAAAUUCAUCUUGAUGCGAUGGGUCUGGCAGACACCAUCAAGGAUAAAAAUCAGGCAUCAAACCAAGACUAUAGAUAUGACCACCUGAAGAUGGUCGUUUUUCCACAGGCACGUUAUGAUUGGACUCAUCUAAGGCUACAAGAUUUUAACUCUAUCAGUGAGUAUAAUUCUGCUAUGUUCAGAAUUAUUUCCCAAUUGAAAUUAUAUGAUGAUAAUAUUACUGAUCAUGAUAUGUUGGAGAAAACUUUCACCACUUUUCAUGCCUUGAAUAUGCUCCUGCAGCAGCAAUAUCGAGAGAUGGGAUUCAAAAAGUAUUCUGAACUUAUCUCACAUCUUCUUGUAGUCGAGCAACAUAAUGAGCUAUUAAUGAAAAACCAUGAAAGUCGACCUACUAGUUCUUGUCCAUUCCCUGAAGUGAAUGAGACGAACUUCCACCAAGCUAAGCGCGGAAGAGGUCGUGGCCCCAGUCGUGGUCAUGACCGUGGUCGGGGAAGAAACUUUAAUCAUGGUAAUAAUAAUGCACCAAAGAACCCUCCUCGCCACCAGCAGUGA
Messenger RNA from Nicotiana attenuata, 630 nucleotides. RefSeq lists its product as uncharacterized. The record is from RefSeq and is a predicted model, not a curated record. NCBI's taxonomy places the organism in Eukaryota, Viridiplantae, Streptophyta, Magnoliopsida, Solanales, Solanaceae. The transcript has 2 exons. The coding region runs from base 1 to 630 and encodes 209 amino acids.